Molecule: messenger RNA, 2816 nt
Organism: Stylophora pistillata
Lineage: Eukaryota; Metazoa; Cnidaria; Anthozoa; Scleractinia; Pocilloporidae
Biological process (GO): signal transduction
Cellular component (GO): cell surface
Molecular function (GO): calcium ion binding; protein binding
Source: RefSeq, a predicted model, not a curated record
CGCACUAUAAACCCUUUGCAUGACUCUAAAACGCAAGAAUUUGUCAAAGCGAAAAAAAAUGCUUUCGUUAAUGUUUUCUACGCUCGUACUUUGCGGAGCUACCGUUUCCGAAGGAAAACUCUACCUAGUGGCAGUUAAAACCGCGAAUGAAGACUGGGCCGGCACUGACGCUUCAGUUUACAUCCGAAUUCGAGGCUCAGAAGGAGGACCGAUAGAAAGACAAAUAAAAGGAGACUUCGAGAAGGAUAAAACUUCAAUCAUUGAUGUCAACGAUUACGACAUUGGAAAAGUCACGGGGAUGGAGAUCAAACGUGAUAAGAGUGGGCUUGCACCAGGUUGGAAACUUGAAAAGAUCACUAUCCAAGUCCAGGGUGCCAUAGAUAGUAUCUUUAACUACAACAAAUGGCUCCCCAAAAACAAGUGGACAACAUUAACCCUCUCUUGCCCAAGUGGAUUUAAAAUAAAUAAGGACAAAGGCUACUGUGACGUCGAAGAUAUAGAUGAAUGUAAGCAAAGUCCCCCCAUUUGUGUCUACCCUGCCGAGUGCUACAACACCGCGGGCUCAUACUACUGCCAAUGUCCACCUGGUUACGUAAAAAAGGCAAAUUCAAACAACGAGUGUGAAGAUGUGGAUGACUGCAAACAGGGACAACCAUGCGAUCCAGUAACGUCGAAAUCUUGUGAGAACACUCCUGGUGAUUAUAAGUGCAUUUGCAAGGAUGGCUACCAGAACUCAAAUCCCAAGAAUUGCAUAAAUAUAGAUGAGUGUUCCUCGGGUAAUGAUACUUGCAACAAGUCAGUCUCGACCUGUAAAGAUGUCGGUGGAACCUUUUUUUGCGUCUGCAAGGAAGGAUACACUCAGGGAGCAAAUAACAAGAUCUGUCAACCCGUCAAGUGCGGUGCCCUCAGUGUCCCCUCCAGAAGUAAUCUGACACCACCAAGAUGCGCUCAACUGGAUUCUAAUGUCUUUGGUGAUAAAUGCGUGAUGACGUGCAAAGACGGUUACGUCCUUGAUGAUAUCCAACACGGAACUCUUACUUGUAGCAAAUCUGGCGGGUGGGAGGGAAACAUGGGCACGUGCAACCCCGUUCAGUGUCCUGCCUUGCCAGCAAUUGCAAAUGGAAAUAUAUACCCCUCAUAUUGCACAACUACUGGCGAAAGUUACACACACAUGUGUACGUACACUUGCAGCAGCGGUUACCAGCUCGCAGGGUUGGGGACUAGACGGUGCCUAAAGGACAAGAGCUGGAGCGGAGUGACACCGACUUGCAGUCUAAUUGUAAGCAAGCCUUGGAUCGAGUGUCCGGCUAACAUAAGAAAAGUUUUAGCUCCAGGACAAGAUACAGCUGUUGUUAGCGCUGAGUGGAAGUUACCCAUCUCAAAUUUGCAGGAAAUAACAGUCAACCCGCCUGAAAUCUCCAAAAAUUACCCGUUCCCGCCUGGAACAACAAAAGUCGAUUGGACAGUGUCUAACUCAGCAGGAACCGCCAGCUGUUCUAUGUAUGUUACUAUCAGUGAUGAAGAGCCUCCUAAAGUUAUCAGCUGUCCCAGUGAUAUCUAUGAAACUUCCGACGCACCUAAAAGUGUUUCUUGGAUUGAGCCGACCUUCAAUGACAAUGUCAAGGUUAUAAAGGUGGAAAGCCAAUAUAAAAGUGGACAUGUUUUCCAGUUUGUCCCAACUAAAGUUGAAUACAGAGCGUUCGACGCCGAAGGAAACACCGCAAAAUGCGAGUUCACCGUGACACUCAAACUGCCGGAUUGCCACGACCCUGAUGGCCCCUUUGGUGGCAGCAAAACAUGUUCUAAGGUGGGCCAUACAUCUUCCUUCUGCCAGAUUCAGUGCCCCAGUGGAAGUAAUCUGUACAAGCAACCACCUGACGUAUACUUUUGGCAAUGCAGAAAUGGAGUCUGGAGCCCUUCUGCCACAAUUCCUGAUUGUGUCGUGUCCUCGAAAAAAGACCCGAACAAGCCAUGUGAAGAAGGUCGAAUCGAAAUGGAUGUAACCGUGUUUUUCAAGAAGGAACUGCACUGUGCUAAAUGUCCCACUGGCAUGUAUCAAUCAUCGAACACAAAUUGCAGUCCAUGUCCUGCUGGAACUUACAAUGACCAGCAAGGACACAGACAGUGCACCCAAAAGUGUCCCGUAGGUACCUCCUCAUUACCCGGAGCAAGAUCCGCUGUUUACUGCAGAAGCUUAUGUCCGCCUGGAAGGUUCUCCUCGGAUGGCCUGGGACCAAACUGUCUGAAUUGUCCACCUGACACGUAUCAGCACAAAGCGCAGCAGACUGAUUGUAUCGCGUGUCCCAACGGAACUAGCACUAUCGCACCUGGCUCAAGUUCGCUUAAUGAUUGUGGAGCAAAACCAAAAGUCUCUAUGGCUCAGCAAGAGGUUACCAUAAAUGAAAAGGAAACCGUAUCACUUGACUGUUUUGCACGCGAGAAGCCAACGCCCACAUUCACAUGGAAAUUCUUGCGGAACAUUCCUCUGGCAUUCCUUGGAAAGAUGUCACAAGGAAGCUUGAAAGAUGCGAAUGGAGCUGUGAUUGGUUCACGUCUGACGAUUACAGGAGCCACAGUCGAGAACACAGGGUCUUACGAGUGUACUGCGAGUAACACCCAUGGCAUUGAUACGGGACUGUCAAAACUCACCGUCAAACCAGUCAUAAAUUAUCCCGAAGGCUCUGGUGCUUAGAUGAUUUAAGAUCGAGAGGAUUAAUUCAGAAGUUCUUAGAGCUAGAGGAUCCCAGAUUAGACACAGAGAUAAAAAGGACAACAUGUGAUUGCAGAAAUAAAAAGAAUCUACAAUUCGAUCGUCA